AUGUCUUGCCAACGCCUAUCAACCGUCCACGGACUCGCACCCGAAAAGCUCAUCAAACUCGCUUUCAAGUUCCUCCCCUUCCGCACUCUCCAAGCCGUCUUCGCGACGCUUCACCCCGCUCAACAUCGCAUCUUGAUGCAACAACGGCGCCGCGGCGUGAGUCUGCACCAUCUAGCAGACACACUAUACUACCACCAAGGCGCCACACUGUCGCGCCUAUCGCGCUGGAACGAAAUGACGAAGCUGCAAAUGCAGCAUGAACUCCUCAAACGAGAACACCUCGACGAGGGAGAGGAAAAGAGCUUGAGUGAAUGGGGACUGAGGAUCAGAUUGGUGUGCGUCAUGGCUGAGGAGAGGAAGGCCUGGAAGGAGGGGAAGGAGCAGAGGAGGGUGGAGGAGGAGGAAGACAGGAGGGCAUGUAUCGCGCAGUGUAGGGCGUAUGAGGAGGAAGAUGAAGGUGAAGCUAUGGAUAUUGCCGUCGCCGCUUCGCAGGAAGGAGGUCAGGUGGUAUGCUGA
Molecule: messenger RNA, 516 nt
Organism: Alternaria incomplexa
Lineage: Eukaryota; Fungi; Ascomycota; Dothideomycetes; Pleosporales; Pleosporaceae
Exons: 1
Coding region: 1-516 (171 amino acids)
Source: RefSeq, a predicted model, not a curated record